AAUAAUAUUACAAGCAAACGGGCACUCCCCCUUGGUCAUCGGAUUGGAUAACAAAGCCACUAAGCCAGCCAAUCAGACUCACCUUUCGCACCGUUCUUUGCCACGAUCACAAGCAUGUCCAUCCGUUCUUGCUGCCAAAAUACAGAUUCCAUCCUCUUUUCAUACACCCUUCUUUUAAGAGAGUUCCCUUUUCUUUCUCUUUUCUGCACCCCCCUCUCCCUUCCUUCAUUCCAUCCCGAACUGUCAAUCAAGGGGAGUAGGGCACGCCUCUCGAAUGACAUCCGAUUGGGCGUACCGAUGACGUCACGAGGAAGAAGAAAAGGGCGGGAUCGAAUUAGGCUUGUCGGAAAAGGGGGGACCACCUGCAUUCGCUUUCGAAUUCGACGUGUGUAAAACACCACGAGUGUGUUCUGUGGUGUGGUGGCGACAAUUGUUUUCUGGAACGUUUUGCGAUUUUGUUCUUUUUGCAUUCGAUAUUGGCUGUGACAUCGUCGCGUGCACACCAUUAACUACUGUUUGACCUGUGGUGCAGAAAAAUGUUGUAAAAGUCAUUGAAACGUAUUUACCGAUUGAGUGAAGACAUGUUUUCAUAGGUCAUCAUCAUGCUUUAGUGUAUAGGAUCUCUGGUUUAUUAGUAGUACGCACCUAGGGAGAGAGGUCCAUAAAUAACUCUGGAGUACGGUGGUGGCAAUUUGGGAGCGGGGAGUAGCUCCUACAGCAAACCGUACGGCCGGCUCAUGGUGUCCGUCAUGAAUCUGCUGCACGGGGAUCACCACGGGCGACCUCCCUUGGGACACCAUCCCCACCUGUCGGUACUGUCCAACACGGCCUCGAGUCCUCGCCCGACCAGCAAUCCAAACAGUGGACCUUCUCAUCAACGAUCUCCAUUUGCAAUCCAAGAACUUUUAGGACUGGGGAAUAAUGACAAUGCAAAUGAUUCCCCUUCACCCAAUCGCACCCAUCUUCCUUCUUCUGUUUCAUCGUCUGCUGUCGGUCCCCACUGCUCCCCUUACCAGCCACGGCCCCACCAGCCCACCGCGGCCCAAUGUUUUCCGGACCCCAGCCGCAUGUACUUCGGCACGGCUUUCAUGCCAAACAUGGCGGGAACCAUGCAUGGCAUGACCGCACCGCCCAUGCCCAUGAUGGGUUUCGAUCAAGGACCCCAGUCACACCAUUCUAGAACAGACGGCGGCGGUAAGUCCUCUCUUUUAUGACACUAUUUCAUGUUGUACACGCCUCCAAUUUUAUUCCACUACAAUAAUUGUACUUUUUGUUGUUGUGGAGAUAUGUGAACUUUUGAGAGCUCAUAUAAAAUGUGUUAUGAUUCUUUAUAUUGUCAUUUAAUAUUCACGCGCAUUC
Messenger RNA from Parasteatoda tepidariorum (common house spider), 1359 nucleotides. Lineage: Eukaryota; Metazoa; Arthropoda; Arachnida; Araneae; Theridiidae. The record is from RefSeq and is a predicted model, not a curated record.